Entrophospora sp. SA101 is the source of this 1185-nucleotide messenger RNA. NCBI's taxonomy places the organism in Eukaryota, Fungi, Glomeromycota, Glomeromycetes, Entrophosporales, Entrophosporaceae. The record is from the annotation of a GenBank genome assembly.
AUGGAUCCAAAUGAUUUAAGCAAUCUAGAUAAUAACGCUUUAUUCUACGGAGCACCACGAACCGGUAAAUCAGUAAUGGCAGAAAAAUUGGCUUAUGAGGCUGAUAUUUAUCCAUUGGUAGUGAUUCAAGGCUCGACUUUAACUCCUAAUAAAGCUAAUAGUAGAAAUAAUAUCGACGUUGCUUUAAAAUUCUUUUUCACUAUUUGUAGCAUAACUUAUGACCUAGUUGACGAUUAUGGCUUUGAAAGAGCAGGAGAUGGCGAGGCACGUUAUAUUCUUUUCCUUGAUGAAGCUGACCAAGUAUGCACAACUAAUCUCUUGCCACCUAGCCAAGUUUCAACUCAACUAACUUUCCUCAAAGAAUGUAUGGGCAAAUAUGAACCCGAAAAAGACAAUGAUAACCAAAGCAGCAACCAGCCACCAAAAAAACUAGAAAGCUUUGAGGGUAAAUUCGAGAACCCCCGAAACCCUAAAAUAGAAGAGGUAUUAGCUACUGUGGAACAAACCAUGAAAAUCACUGCCAACAAAAUCAGUGAAGACAUCAGCUGUGCCUUAGGAAUCGCUUGCGUAAUUGCUACCGGAGGAGCUGCUACUCCCUUAGUAGCUGCCGUCGCUAUCGGUGGCGGUGGUGUCGCUGGUCAUUUAAUUGGGAAUAAAGUCGAGCAAGAAGAAAAGAAAGUUAAAAAUCAAGAGCAAGAAUUAGAACUUAGAAGCCAAACCAUUGAAACCCUAAAAAAAGAUAAUGAAAAGCUUCAAGCUGACCGUGGAGAAAAGCAAAAUGAAUAUAAAAAACAAGAGCAGGAAAAUCAACAAAAAGAAAAAGGGCUAGAAGACGCUAAAGACAAAAGCCAAAAACUCCUUGAUGAAAUUAGAAAUUUAGAAGAGAAAAUCAAAAAUAACAACAAAAAUAUUACUUCAGUGGGUUCGUCGGGCUCUUCUAACAAAGGAACAAUUAUGGAAUUUUUUACUCCCCAAAAUAUCUUGAUAGUCUUUGCUGUCUAUGCUUUAUGGCAAAUAGAGAAAGAAAAAAAAGAAAAGCAGCAAGCAUGUUUAAGGGCAUUUAAUCAUUACUUUCCUUCUUUUGAUAGGGAAAGUGGCUGUAUUAAACAAAUCAAAGAAGACUUUGAAGAAAUUAAACAGACAACUGACUUAGAAGAGAAAUACCAAAAGGCUAAUUUCGCUUGA